AUGUCGCUCCCCAGCGACACUCGUGGCACCGCGACUGCUGCUAACGGCGGUUCCGAUGGGAGCGAGAUGGCCGUCGGAUUCGUUGGCUUGGGUGCGAUGGGUGGUGGCAUGGCGGCCGCUCUGGUGAAGCGAGGCUUUGCUGUGAAGGGAUUCGAUGUGAGUGGCUUGAAAGGCUAUGAUGCGAUGGGCCUCAAGGGAUUUGAUCUCGUAUCCACUUUCAGUUCCAUCCUUCGCCUCCGCCUUCACGUUCCAAUCUGUCCCGCGUUCCCUCCUCUUCCGCCACCUCCUCGUCUCACCCAUCUCCAUCAUUCCCGCGUCUCCUCCUUCCCCAUCCUCCUCCUCCCCGCGUCUCCGCUUCCUCGCGUCUCCUUUUCCCCGCGUCUCCUCUUCCCCGCGUCUCCUCUCUGUGCUCUGCUCGUCCCACGACUAUCCUUCCUGGGACGCCUUCUUUGGAACCGCCCCGCUCUUUGCCUUACUCAACUCCCCGUCCCCCCUCGCUCCUCUGCUUUCCUUGUUCUUGUUUGGCCCACGCUCUCACCACAGGUGUACCCCCCGGCAUGCGAGAAGCUCAAAUCUGCGGGUGGUGCUGCUGCCGCCUCCGCAGCCGAUGCUGCUAAGGGAGCCGUGGUGCUGGUGCUGAUGGUGACCACGGCCAAGCAGGCCGAGGGGGCUCUGUUCGGCGAUGAGGGAGCACUGCAGGCUCUCCCUCCCGGUGCCGUCGUCAUUCUCUGCUCCACUGUUCCGCCUGAAUUUGCACGCAGCCUUGGCACCAAGCUCUCAGCACAGGGCAAGGGGUGGGAGAUGGUGGAUGCGCCGGUGUCAGGAGGGGUGGCACGUGCUGUGGACGGCACCCUCACUAUUAUGGCCGCAGCGACACCUGCUGCUCUCGCCAAGGCACGCCCAGUGCUGGAAGCCAUGAGUGCAAAGCUGUACAUCGUGGGAGACACACCGGGCGCAGGCAGCGCGGUGAAGAUGGUGAAUCAGCUGCUGGCAGGGGUGCACAUAGCGGCAGCAGCGGAGGCGAUGGCACUGGGGGCGAGGGCAGGGCUGAACGCGCGCAUGGUGUUUGAUAUCAUCUCACACGCCGCUGGCAACUCAUGGAUGUUUGAGAACCGAGUGCCGCACAUGCUGGACAACGACUACACGCCUCGCUCCGCCCUCAACAUCUUUGUCAAGGACCUGGGCAUUGUGUUGGGUGAGGCACAGUCGCUCGCGUUCCCUCUGCCCCUGGCAGCAGCAGCACACCAGCAGUUCCUGGCGGGUGCAGCAGCAGGGCUGGGCAGGGAGGACGAUGCUGCCGUGGUCAAGGUCUAUGAGCGCCUGGCAGGAGUAACAGUCGCCUCCGCCCUCCCCUCCACCUCAUCUCCCCCUUCCACCUCCUCCUCUGCUCCGUUCCCGGAGCCCACCGUCCAAUCAAAAGCCGCCAUGCUGGCAGCGCUGCCGCCCGAGUGGACGGGCAGCUUGGAAGUGACAAGGGGGGGCGCAGAGGGCAAGGAGGGAGGACAGGGAGAGGCGGUUCUGCCAGUGGUGGUGGUGUUGGAUGAUGACCCCACUGGCACUCAAACGGUGCAUGGGCUGCAUGUGCUCACCACGUGGGACGUGGAAACACUCAAGGCGGAAAUGGCAGCACUGGCGCACACCCCCAAUGCCGCCUUCUUCAUUCUCACCAACUCCCGCGCACUGCCCACGCAGCAGGCAGCAGCUCUCACGCGCACCAUCUGCAGCAAUGUCGUGACAGCAGCCCAGCAAGCAGGGAUCCUCAGCAGCAGCAGUGGUGGCAAGGAUCCGGGUUGCAGGGGCAUCACACUCAUUCUCCGAGGGGACUCCACCCUGCGAGGUCACUUCCCCCAGGAGGUAGAGGCAGCGGAGGCAGCGCUAGGCACAGCAGUGGAUGCGUGGGUGGUGUGUCCUUUCUUCCUGGAGGGGGGCCGCUACACCAUCAAUGACGUGCACUAUGUGGCCGAUGGGGCUGACAGGCUGGUGCCGGCAGCACAGACAGAGUUUGCCAAGGAUGCUGCCUUUGGCUACUCCCGCUCCAACCUCAAACAGUGGGUCGAGGAGAAGACAGGUGGCGCCAGGUCAGCAGCUGAUGUGGCAUCCAUCUCCAUCGAGACCAUUAGAGGGGGCGGCCCUUCCGCCGUCCUUAAAGCCCUCAUGGCGCUACCUAAGGGCAGUGUGUGCAUCUUGAAUGCAGCGAGUGACAGUGACUUGCACGUGGCUACAGCAGCUCUCCGCCACGCAGAGGCAGCAGGGCGCUCCUUCCUCGUGCGCUGUGCCGCUUCCUUCGUCUCCUCCCUCCUCUCCCUCCCCAAGCUGCCCCCGCUUGGUCCCCCUGAGUGGGCGCAGCUGCUGCUGGGGGGAGGAGGAGGAGGGGAGUGUGGGGGGGAAGGGGAGAAGGGAGGGGAGGGGGAGUGGGGGCGGAAGUUGAAGCGGUGGGGCUGGUUGCGGAGCAGUACCAGGGGUUUGAUUGUGGUGGGGUCGUAUGUGCCAAAGACGAGUGCUCAGCUGGAGGAGCUGCUCUCUCGCCUUGGCCCAUCGCUGCACGUGAUUCAGGUCAGCGCUGCUGACGUGGCGUCUGACAGCUGGCAGGGGGAGAGGAGGCAAGCGACGGUGGCAGGGAUGGCAGGGGAUGCGGAGAAGGCUCUACAGGAAGGCAGAGACGUUGUCAUCAUGACGUCACGAGAGCUCAUCACUGGUUCAGACGCGGCCAGCAGUCUGGAGAUCGGGUCGAGAGUGAGCGAGGCGGUGGUCGAUGUUGUCAAGGCAAUCGGUGUGCGCCCCAAGUACAUUCUCGCUAAGGGUGGCAUCACAUCAUCCGAUGUGGCAACCAAGGCACUGGGCGUGAGGAGGGCGAGCGUGGAGGGGCAGGCCAUGGCAGGCGUGCCGCUGUGGCGCCUCGAUGAUGCCUCCAGGUUCCCAGACCUGCCCUACAUCGUCUUUCCAGGCAACGUGGGGUCAUCCUCCUCUCUUGCCAACGUGGUACAGCGCUGGCGCCAGCCCAUCACCCCGCCCCUGCUGACAACGCUAGACCUAGUGCGCGCAGCAGCAGAGGGCGGGUACGCGGUGGGCGCGUUCAACGUGUAUAACCUGGAAGGGGUACGGGCCGUGGUGAAGGGAGCAGAAGAAGAGAGGAGUCCGGCCAUCAUCCAGCUGCAUCCCUCGGCCAUCCAUCACGGGGGGGAACCCCUCAUGGCAGCAUGCAAAUCAGCGGCCAUGGCUGCACGCGUGCCCAUCGCCCUGCACCUCGACCAUGGCACGGACGUGGGCCUUAUUCAGCGAUGUGUGGAACAGGGGUGGUGCCGGUCCAUCAUGGCAGACGGCUCUCACCUGCCCGUGGCUGACAAUAUCGCCUUCACUCAACGAGUUGUGGCUGCCCUCGCUGCCCUCACCACUCCAGCAGCCGUAGAUGCACCGGGGCCGGCGAGAGCAAUGGGCAGUGGGGGAGGGGCGGUGGUGGUGGAGGCGGAGGUGGGGCGGAUAGCGGGGGUGGAGGAUGGGGAGACAGUUGAGGAGAUUGCAGGGAGACUCACCCAAGUGGAGCAGGCCGAGACUUUCCUUCAAAGCGUUCCCCAGGUGUCUCUCCUCGCGGUGUGUGUGGGCAACCGGCACGGCCCCUACCCACCCUCCCUCCUCUCCACCCCCGCCUCUAUCCUCAACCUCCCCCUCCUCCGCUCCCUCGCCGCCACCGCCUCCCACCACCACGCCCACCUGGUGCUGCAUGGGGCCUCGGGAUUGCCGCCAGAGAUUGUACAGGAGUGCGUACAGUGCGGCGUGCGCAAGUUCAAUGUUAAUACCGAGUUGAGGGCUGCUUAUAUGGAGGCACUGGGAGGGGGAGGGAGGGAUUUGGUGGAUGUGAUGGGAGAGGCGGAAAGGAGGAUGAUAGAUGUGGUGCGAGGGAAGCUGAAGAUGUUUGGGUCGGCUGGUCGCGUGUGA
Closterium sp. Naga37s-1 is the source of this 3933-nucleotide messenger RNA. The record is from the annotation of a GenBank genome assembly. Lineage: Eukaryota; Viridiplantae; Streptophyta; Zygnematophyceae; Desmidiales; Closteriaceae.